UCACAACAAUUCAAAGUAGUUCAUUCAUUAGUUGGAAUUGGCUACCAAGAAAUGCAAUUUAGUUUAAAUAAGCUGUCGAGGAGAAUAUUUGAGUGCGUAAAAUCAACUGUGACGGUACAUAGUUGGCUUGUGCAUUUCGCUUUAUCCUUAACGUUUCGUGGCCUAAGCCUACGUACCUUGCAUGUUUAUAUAUAUUUAAUUAAUCUCAUGUUAACAUUUUGAAAAAAAGUGAAAACAACAAUUUAAUUGGUAAACGUUUAUAAAUAGGGAAUAAUGAGCGAAACACAAUUAUUGAAUUCUACGAAUGAUACCAGUCCUGACUUCACAUCUUCACAUAUAAGCACAAGCUGGUCACACUUACCUGUUAAAUUUACUUGCUGUGAUGCAGAUCAAGAAGAGUUAGAUGAUUCAUCAUUUCCUGUUGAAGGAGCUAGCGGUGAUGGAUUUUCUCAGCAUGUACGCAAUCAGUUUGGAAGUGAUACCAGUGAACCAUUAAGUGCAUCAAGUCCACUUGGUUUAGAUGGUGUCAAAAGUAAUUUGAGGAAUUCACUUGCAUCUAUACCGAAUCAUCUAUCUGUAGAAUACAGUAAUAAUCGACAGUCGUCUAAUAGUACUAAGUCAGUGUCUCCAGACUGUAGCACAACUAGUUUACUGCGUACCUCAAAAACAAGUUCAUCUGUGCUGACAAUGAUGAACACUAGUAAACAGCAUAAUAAUAAUACUAAUGCAAAUGUCAGUGAUGAUAGUGGUGUUAUCGAUAAAAUCCCAUCGCUUGGUGUAAGAUCAAAUUCUAAUCUAACUAUUUCAUCCUGGUCAACUGUACAAAGUCGUCAUACUGGCAAAUCAAGUCCUACACAAUUAUCUGCAUUAUCUAAUCAAAAUGUUUUCAAAUCAAGUACUCGAGCUUCAUCAAGACGUCUUGCAAGUUUAUAUAAUACAAAUAUGCCUGUAAAUCAUUCAACAACAUCAACAACAACAACAACGAUAACAGCACCACCACAACCACCACCACCACGUUCAUCAAUUCCCCUAUCAACAAAACGUUCAAGUCCAUUUAAACGACGUUAUCCACGAAAUUUAUUACAUGUACCAUUAAAUGGUAAUUGGACUGAAGAUAUAUUUUGGACAUUAAACAACAACACCACCAAUAAUCAUAAUAAUAACAGUAAUACUAACAAUCAUACUACUACUAAUAGUAAUAAUCAUAGUACUAUUACUUCUAUCACUACUAGUACUACACCUACUAGUAAUAAAAAUGUUCACGCCUUAUCGUCAUCCACCACCUCCGCAUAUAAAACAAACGGUAAAUCGAAACGUCGUAGGCAUCGUCAGUCAUUAACUCCAUCAUAUCGAUCUAAAUUGGAUCAAUUUCGACGUAUUUUUCGCGGUACUCCUGUCGACACUGAUCGUUUACUUGUCGAUUAUUCGUGUGCAUUAUCUAAGAAUAAUAAUGGUCUGUUACUUCAAGGACGAAUGUAUAUCACUGAGACAUGGGUAUGCUUUUACUCGAAAAUACUCUACGAACAAAAGAUAUUCUUAGCAGUCAAUGAAAUUGUUUCUAUUACAAAAGAGAAAACAGCCCGUGUUAUCCCCAAUGCAAUACAAAUUUUAUACUCAAAAAGUCAUGAACGGUUUUUCUUCACAUCAUUCGCUUCAAGAGAAAGAACUUAUGCUAUACUACGUAAAGUAUGGGAGAAUUGUCGGAAUCAUCAGGCAAUGAGUAUUGAAGAGAUACUACAGCAAAUUCGUGAUAUGUACGGUGAUCAUAGUCUGGCUAUGGUCGAAGAUGAGGAUACCGAUGCGGAGGCGGAUUUAGCACCGACUACCUAUUCGCAUAGAUUACGCUCAAUGUCCGAUUCAUCGAUGUCCUCUCAACUCACCGGUACAGGUCGUUCAAAAUCCGGUUCCCUUGAAGAUGUCUGGCAUUCAGAUCAACCAGUAAAUCAUGAUCAAUCGUCAAAGUGUUCAGCUCUAGGCACUACAGAUGAUGAAUUAAAAGUAGCUGGCUCAGAUGGUGAUGUCCUCCUAUCCCGUGGUCCAUCUUUUUCAAAUCCAAGUCAAUUAAGCAUUGUUGACAGUAAUUCCAUGCAUCAACUGAAAGAGAUCACUACAAUCCGACGUUGUCCUACACCUGAAGUUCUCUGUCCUAUUACUACAUCAUCAGCAGCAGUGAAUCAUCAUCAUCUACCCGAUGAAAUUGUCUCUGAUAGUGUACCGACUUCAAUGAAAUCUAGUAAAGAGAAAAAGAAACGUGUACGUAAACGACGUAUUGGUGGAUCCCGUCAUCAUGAUGAUAUCACGAAUACACUGAACCCUGAAUGUAAUUAUUUAAACACUCAUCAUGAUCCAUCAUCAUCAUCACCAUCACCGACACAAACGUCGUUAAUGCAUUCUUUAGAUCUUCAUCUACCUGCUGUUACUUGCAGUCCAGGACAUGAUCAUCCGGGUAGAGUAUAUGUUGAUACAGACAUACCAUUAAGUGUUGAUGCUUUAUUUCAUUGUAUUUUUACAGAUUCAGAAUUUUUUUCACGUCUUAGUGAAAUCCGUGGUACAUUUGGUAUGGUCCAGUCGCCUUGGCCAGUAUUUAAAUGGUUUAAUUCUUCAUUGGAUCAAGUUGACAGUACUGCCAGCACCCCCCAGAUUCCUCCGACUAGUACUACUCUGAAUGGUAAUAAAGUCGAGCGGACGAUUACUUAUACACUGACAUUGAAACAAAAACUUGGUCCAAGAACAUGUACUGCAGUAGAACAACAGACAUUGUUAUUAAGUGAAUCCGAAUUUGGCAAACGAUAUGUUGUUGACGCAAAAGUUACUAAUCAAGCUGUACCACUGUGCAAUUGUUUCUGUGUUGUCAGCCGUUACUGUCUACUGCGUGUGAAUCCUACAACUAGUCGUCUACAUGUCUGUUCUCAGGUGAUCUAUGAGAAACCAGUUUUCUUCGGGGCAAAAAGUAUCAUAGAGAAUACAUGUAAUUCUGGUCUAUCAGACUUUUUUGAUACUCUCACGAUACAGUUAACCGGGUUUGCAACAAACCUUUCAAUGGAAGAACGUCUCACCGGAGGUUGGUUAACACAGAAACGUGGUUGUGUAAAUAAUAAUAAUAAUACCAAUAGUAAUGAAGUGUCUUCAAUUCCCCAGAUGCAUCAUCAUCGAAUGCUCCCUCACCAUCAUCAUGGAACAACAGUUCAAGAUGUUGUCAGCACAGCUAGUCAUCAAGAGAAUCGUCGAAAUAAAAAUGACGUCAAUGUAUCAGUUAAAAGCAAAUUAACCACCACACAUAAUAAAGUGCCUACAGUGAAAUAUUCUGAUCAAGGUAAACAAAAUGUAUUCAAUAGUUGUUUGAAUGGAACAACUGGUAAAAGACCAAUCAAUGGUAAUAAUAAUAACAGUAGCAAUAAUAAUAAUGUUAGCUAUUUCGGAUCUGGAGAUAUGACGUAUUUAUUUAUGCGACCAGAUCGGGCAUGGCUGUUAUUAGUUAUUAUAAGCUUACUACUCUGUUUAUUCCUAUCAAUGGUGUAUAAUCGUUUAGUUGUAUUAGAAAAGUUAGCUGAACAAUUCCCCUCUUCGCCUACAUCAUCAUCAUCGUCGUCGUCCUCGACUGUUCGAGAUCAAGAUUAUAUGUCAGAUUUAUUUGGUUCUUCAUAUUCUAAAGAGAAUCCAUUAUUCCCUUCAUCAUCAUCAUCUCCAUCAUUUACAGGGAAAGAUGAACGUGAACCAUCAAUAUACAAGGAUCAGAUGAAUGGUCAAGGAACAAGAUUAAAAGUGAUGAAAGAUCUUAUACAGUUAUUGUCUAAAACACUUACACAGAUGCAACAAACAUUAACACAAGUACGUCAAGGUAUAGAGUUGCUUGAAGUUCCACCAUCUAGUGUUGUAGGCAACAGUGGUGCUGCUGGCGGUGCUGCUACUGGUGGUGAUAUACAACAAGCCAGUGUGAAUUUCAAUAUGCCUACAAUGAAUUCUGGUCUCGAUUGUACAUCAAAUACAAAAGAUGCUCCUGUCACUUGAAAUCAAAUCAAUACAUCCAUCCAUCCAUCCACCCUUGAUCAUCAUCAUCAUCAACACUCACAUCAACACCCACACACAACCACGCACACUUACACCAUCUCUGCUCCAGUCCCCAUAUUAACUAGUCAAAUUAAUAAUACUAAUAAUACUAAUAUUUGUCAUUCGUUAUUUGAUUCUAUCCCUCCUUUUUUUCUAUAAAUAUAUAUUGUAAAAGUUAACCCCCAUCUGAUUGAUACUCACAGACUAUUUAUUAUUGAUGACCACGAAAAAACAACAAGAACAACAACAACAGCAACAAGCCCCUCUUAUUUUUCAAACUCUCCACCUUAAUUAUCCGUGGCUCAGAAUGAUCUUUCAUUUAAUAAUCCUAGGCUGAUGUGACGAUGAGCCCAUCAUCAUCGCCAUCAUAUUCUUACAUCUUUUUUAACACUGUGAUAAUUAAUCCAUUCAUCCAUCUAUCAAUCUAUCUAUCCAUUUGCUCCAAUUAGUCGUCAUUUUUCUAUACGCAUACAUGCACAUACACACACGCGCGAAACACGCCCAUACGCACAUAAAUACACACAUACAUGCAUGGAUAGACCAGCAGGAGCCAGUCCGUGAUCCUAUUAAACACCAUAAUAAUAAUACACCUACGCCACCUAUUAUUACAUAUUUUGUUGAUUUGUCCCCUGUACUCUAUUCGACUGUCCUGUACUGUAUUCUACCUCUUCUUUUCGUCUUCAUUAUGGCUAAUAUUUACACAUUUUUUUAGAAAAAAUUUUAAUUUGUACGUCUUUCGGUUACUUUCUCCUUUUCUCUCUCUGGUUAAAAUAAAAAUAAAGAUGAUUGUUUAAAGGAAAAAGAAAAAA
Messenger RNA from Trichobilharzia szidati, 4856 nucleotides. The record is from the annotation of a GenBank genome assembly. Lineage: Eukaryota; Metazoa; Platyhelminthes; Trematoda; Strigeidida; Schistosomatidae.